UUUCGCGUCGAUCUUUCACCUGAACUGAAACGGCAUGGCAUUCACGAUGCGUUCCACGCUUCGAAACUAAAGAUCCACAUCCCAAACGAGGACCGUCGCUUUCCCGCCCACCAUAUCGAGCAAAUCUUAGGUCUCAGAAGUGAACCUAAGGAAUGGGCAGUAGACAAAGUCCUCAGCCAUUGUGGUAAGGGUGCCUCAGCCAUGUUUCAGGUGCAGUGGAGAUCAGGUGAUACAACA
Gloeophyllum trabeum ATCC 11539 is the source of this 237-nucleotide messenger RNA. RefSeq lists its product as uncharacterized. The transcript has a single exon. The record is from RefSeq and is a predicted model, not a curated record. The annotation marks the transcript as partial. Lineage: Eukaryota; Fungi; Basidiomycota; Agaricomycetes; Gloeophyllales; Gloeophyllaceae.